This is a messenger RNA of Phlebotomus argentipes, 1975 nucleotides long. RefSeq names its product pyruvate dehydrogenase E1 component subunit beta, mitochondrial (gene Pdhb). The record is from RefSeq and is a predicted model, not a curated record. The transcript has 4 exons. Gene Ontology annotation, biological process: pyruvate decarboxylation to acetyl-CoA. Gene Ontology annotation, molecular function: pyruvate dehydrogenase (acetyl-transferring) activity. The coding region runs from base 262 to 1326 and encodes 354 amino acids. Lineage: Eukaryota; Metazoa; Arthropoda; Insecta; Diptera; Psychodidae.
UAUCCAUUAUUCUCAUAUUUCUGUAGUUAUUUCACGUAUCUCUGAACAGUAUGUAAUUAAUAGUAUCUUAAUUGAGAUUUUGCAGGGAGAUUAUAAUAACUGAAUCUCUCUGUGUGUACACUGUUUGAAUUUCGUGCAGAUUUUGUUUGCCAAUGUCCCAUAGAAUUCCGACGAAGACGCUUUAUAGAGUGGGUGACCUUCCGCGCUGGUUGUCAGAGGCGACCGAACGAGUGUGUUGACUGAUAAGUGAAGAGUGGAAAAAUGCUGGCGGCUGUGCGUGUGCUCACGAGGCGGACCUUCUCCACCGCCAAAUCCUUGGGGGCGGCGCAGCAGAUGACCGUGCGCGAUGCCCUCAACAGUGCCAUGGACGAGGAGAUGGAGCGGGACGAGAAGGUGUUCAUCCUGGGCGAGGAGGUGGCCCAGUACGACGGAGCCUAUAAGGUGUCGCGUGGCCUGUGGAAGAAGUACGGCGACAAGCGCGUCAUUGACACCCCCAUCACGGAGAUGGGCUUCGCCGGAAUGGCCGUGGGAGCCGCGAUGGCCGGACUGCGGCCAAUUUGCGAGUUCAUGACCUUCAAUUUCGCCAUGCAAGCCAUCGACCAGAUCAUCAACUCCGCCGCCAAGACGUUCUACAUGUCCGCGGGCGUUGUGAACGUACCGAUUGUGUUCCGGGGGCCCAACGGCGCGGCGGCCGGCGUGGCCGCUCAGCAUUCCCAGUGCUUCGCCGCGUGGUACUCCCACUGUCCGGGCCUGAAAGUCAUCUCGCCCUAUGACGCCGAGGACUGCCGUGGCCUGCUCAAGGCCGCCAUCCGCGACCCCGACCCAGUCGUCUUCCUGGAGAACGAGAUCCUCUACGGACAGCUGUACCCGGUUACGGACCAGGUGCUGGACAAGAACUUCACACUGCCCAUCGGCAAGGCCAAGAUCAUGCGUCCGGGCAGCCACUGCACGCUCGUGGCGCACUCCAGGGCAGUGGAGCUAGCGCUCCAGGCCGCCGCCGAGCUCGCCAAAGGCGGCGUGGAGUGCGAAGUGAUCAAUCUGCGGAGCAUCCGUCCUCUGGACGUGGACACGAUAUUCCAGUCGGUGCAGAAGACACACCAUCUGGUCACGGUGGAGCAGGGCUGGCCGCAGAGCGGCGUAGGUUCGGAGAUCUGUGCGCGCGUGAUGGAGCACGAGACCUUCUUCCACCUGGACGCGCCCGUGUGGCGCGUGACGGGCGUGGACGUGCCCAUGCCGUACACCAAGUCGCUGGAAGUGGCCGCGCUGCCGCAGCCGCAUGACAUCGUGGCGGCUGUGAGGACAGUGCUGGGCGGGAAGAGCAAGUGAUCCCUUUCCCGGCGCGUCGGCGAGGCAAGUGAACACCAAUUGAUAUUGCCAAUGUGUGGCCGCUCCCCUUUGGUUCCUCCUCACCCGCACAUACGCCUAGAGUUAGCCGAUAAGCAAUAAUUUCGAGAUAUUCUCCGCGCUUCGUCAUCUUGAUCCAUCCCUGGAAGAAACAUGUGUGAAUAGCACUGGAAAACGAGGAGAGAGACUUAACUAUUGAUCGAUUCAGAGAGAGGGUAUUUGCACAAGAGAGUGUUUGUAGAGUGACGAUUUAACGAAGAGCGAGGCCUGUAAAUAAAGUUUAUUACUUAAGUGGGCAAAAGACAGAAAAUCAAGAAGGAACAUAAGCUAUGUCAUCCCCAACUCAGGACUCAAUAUCACAGACCUUGACCAAACCACACACGAAUCAAUCUAGGAUUCAUUUGAAUCAAGUCCCAAUGUGCAAACGCAUCAACAAACAGACUUUUAUCACGGAAAAGAUGAAAAAUUUGAUUUGAAAAUUCGAGUGAUUGGAUUUAUUUUUCAUUAUUUUAUACAUUAAAAUUGUUAUUCUUUUUUUGUUUAGCGUUAAGACACAAACAUAGAAAUUUACCUAGAAACUAGAGUAAAACGUGUCGAGGACUAUAAAAUAAAACGAAAUCUCUAUUUGGAA